CAGUACUGGAGACUGGUCCCAGGACCUUGCUCAUGUUAAACAACUGUUCUACCACUGAACUAUAUCCCCAUUCUCAGUGCUUUUGAUUUCUCCAAUCCUAUAUAUUCCCUGACUUCUUUUGGGAACAAGGCAAGUAUCGUAUGAAAAAUAAUGAAUUAAAGGAAGACACAGACAUGGCACACCAAUUGGUGAUUAAAUACCAAAUGAUCAGCCAUGAAAACAUACAUACAACUAAUAUUAUAUGGACUGAGCAGAUUAUAUUUAAGAAUAUAUAUGUAUAUACAUAUGCAUAUAUUCAUACAAUAAUAAUGAAAAAUAGGCCAUGAAAUUGAAAUAUUUCUCCUUUCCCUUUUCUCACUCCAAACCUUCCCAUACUAAUCAUAUUAUAAUCUCAAAAAUAAAAAGUAAAAAAAAAUUUUCCAUUUUGCAGGAGUCCACAGGUGAGACUUUGAAUAUUGAAAGAGACAGGAGUUUUAGAGAGACUUUGGAGUUCACAGAGGUAUUUUGAAUAUUUUUAAGAGACUGAAUUUUUAACGUAUUUGAGUUUUUAAAAUUUUUAAAAGCUGGAAUGUGCUUUAUUGUGAUAUUUAUAUCAAUGUGACAUCUUGGGGACAAAGAAGAAAGAAAAGAUUGUGCCAAGUUGACAAGGAGUCAACUGCUCUGGUUGGUUUUGUCACAAACUACAAUCAUUCUUAAAGAGGGACCCUCAACUGAGAAAAUGCCUCUGUAAGAUUGGACAGGACAGGCCAGGUUCAUCAUUGGCUUUAUCUCAGAAGGCUGUUCCUUCAACACAGGGAUUUAAAAACCAUUAGGGAAUAAAACUCAGACUUGUGAGCAUGCUUCCAGUUGCCAGGAGCUCACUGUCUGUCUGAUAAUUAAAACCUUCAUGCUUCUCCACACAACCACUACACUUCAAUUUUUGUGCAACUUCUGUCAUGGGUAUUGGAGGCACUUACCUGCCUCUCUUCCCUUCUGCUGUUAAUAGGAAACAGAGUACAUUGGUGUUCACAGAAAUGUUCCAGGCAAGCAAAACACACCUUGAUGAACUCCAGAUAAAACGUUUGGAGGAGAUGUGCAUUGUCAUUGACAAGCAGGAUCAGAUCAUUGGAGCUGAAACCAAGAAGAACUGCCACCUGAUGGAAAACAUUGAGAAGGGCCUGCUACACCGAGGCUUCAGUGUCGUCCUCUUCAACACAAAAAACCAGCUCUUGGUCCAGCAGAGAGCGGAUGCCAAGUACACGUUUCCCGGACAUUUUACAGACUCAUGUUCUAGUCACCCUUUAUACAUGCCGGAUGAGCUGGAAGAGAAAGAUGCUCUGGGAGUGAGGAGGGCAGCCCUGAGACGUCUGCAGGCUGAGCUGGGCAUCCCCCAGGAGCAGAUUUCCAUAAAGGACAUAAUUUUUAUGAAUCGAAUAUACCACAAGAGUCCUUCUGAUGGCAUCUGGGGAGACCACGAGAUUGGCUAUCUUCUGUUGGUGAGGAAAGACCUCAUGCUGAACCCAGAUACCAGGGAAGUGAGAAGCUACCGCUACAUGAGCCAGGAGGACGUGCAGGAGCUACUGGACAGGGGAGCCCAUGGAGAAGAGAAGAUCACCCCAUGGUUCAGAACCAUCCUAGAAGGCUUCCCGCUCUCUUGGUGGCCUUCUUUAGAGGAUGUGUCUCCAUUCAUUGAGCCUGACAAGAUACAUGGACUGUAAGGCGUAUGGAAAAGUAAUGUUCAAAGCAGGGAUUGGGGUUGAGAGUGACUCAGCAGUUAAGAACACUUCUGCUCUUGCAGAGAACAGGGGUUCCACUCCCAGCAUCCACAUGAUGACUCACAACUAUCCAUAACUUCAGUUCCAGAGGCUCUUACACACUCUUGUGACAUCUGCAGGUAGCUGGCAUACACAAUGUGGUAUAUACACAGACAAAAGCAAAUUAACUCAAACACAUAAAAUUUUAAAAUAUCCAAAAAGUAGGGUUCAUCACUAACCUGCGGUUAGAAUGGCAUGCAUUACAGAAACUGAGUUCUAAUACCCUUUCAUUGCUUGUACUAACCUACAAUUCAAGCUCCUAGUUUUACCCAAUUUUUUUCCUUUUUUGCUCUAUCUCUAGCUCUUAAACAUUUUCAACUGUAAUCUACGGAAAAUGCCACUUUUCUCCUAAACCUCCCCUCUUGCAGGCCGCAAGAAUAUAUUAUAGAGAUUCAGCUGUGUAUUAAAGCUGAACUUUGACUGGCCAAGGGUCUGUCAAAAGGCAAAGCCAUUUAUUAUGAAUAUUUGGUGUUACCCAGCCUUUAAUAUUUCAGCUGUCUUCUGCUAUGAAAUCCUUAUGUGCCCAAACCUAUUGGUAAACAGUUCAGCUCGCCAGACCUGCUGAACCUACUAAAUUAAAUUACUAACUGCCCUGCUGAGUUUAGGAGACAAGCUGGCAGGGAGACUCAUAGCUUUGUUUCCUGUGCUAAUGAAGCUCAGACCAUCCCCUGGCUUUGAAGAGGCCUAGUGGUUCUCCAAAGCAUUUUGACUGAGAACAAAAGAGGUUUUUGCAUAUCAAGGUGAGUGGUAAAACAACAUUCCCGAGGAGGCAGGGAACCACGUGCCCAGGGAAAGAAAAGGCAGGCAUUUUCUGUAGACAGGAACAGAACAGCAUGAGAGUGAAGAGAGGAUGACAGAGGUUCCACAGAGGGUAAGCAGAUCUCGAGUAAAGUUUUCUGAGUGCCAGGAGUAGAGAGUAGCAGAGAUGGAGAAAGAGGGUACUGGAGAAAGAGGGUACAGAGGACGAAGAUGAGGCUGAAAGCAUAGACAUUAGUCGUUAGCAGGACUAUGAGCUAGGGAGCUGGACGGAACUGCAGUUAUGGAGAGAGGAUUUCAUCCCAGAGAAAUAAAGUAGAUGGAUAUAGAGCUUGGUAUGUCUAGAGUUGUUCCUGUUGUGAAUGCCUGGUGGAGUUAUAGCUAAAUUGAUAGAAUUUGUCUUAGAGGAAUAAAGUUAACAGACAUAAGAACACAGUGUACGUAGAUUUUUUUCCCUCAGAUCCCACGCCGAACAUAGCAAAGCCCCCUUGGACCCUAGGGAUUUGAUACUCCCCCUGGUGGCAUCACUCUCCCUCUGGAGUCCCUGUUUACUUCUCCUAUGUCCAGUGCUCUGCAGGUGACCGACCUCUGUACCUGGUGCUUACAGGCAUAAUGGUGUAUGAGGAUUACAUAUUGAAAACAAAGAACUUUGUUAGUUUUCACUGGGUUCACCAAUUUCACAGGGACGAUGUGGAGCUGAUGAGCAUCAUCAGUUACUUCCUGCUGUAUUUUUACUUCAGCCAGUGCUGAUCCCCAGCACAAAACACCCAUCUUGCACGUAUAAAGUAACAAUAAAAAUCAGUUUAAUGUCCCUUUAGUAUAGCUCAAGUAGUAAAUCUGUCUGGUAAAAUGUUAUUGUGGAUACUUAUCAACAAUAACUAAAACUCAUAAUCUUUAUUAUGCAAAUUGUAUUAAGAGUCAGUCAUCAGAAAAUUCGGAAAGGAACAAUUCAGCUCACUGAUUUCUCUUCAUUACUAGCAUAAUGAAGAAUUUCUAUUUCAUUACCUCUCAAACGCUUUGCUAUCUGUAGUUGUAUUAGAUAAUUCCCGCUUUCCCCUCCCUGAAGACAGUGUCUCACUAUGUACCUCCUUUGGCUGUCCAGAACCCACUCUGUAGACCAGGCUAGCCUCCCACUCAUCAUAGAUCUAUGUGCCUCUGCCUCCCAGGUGCUGGGAUUAAAGGCAUGUGCCAUUAUGUGUGGCUAAUACCAUUUUCUUGAAAAUUAAAAACAUAUAUCCAGACACUUGCCAAUAUUUGAGUUGGUCAUCACUGAACUUUACAAACUAUGUAUCACUCAUAUCCCUGAUUACAUGCCACUUGAAAAUCUUUUCUUUCACUCUAGUCUCCCUUUGAUGCAAAAGAAUUUUGAUGUAGUCCUAUUUGUCUACUUUCAUUUGUUCUUUUUUUGUAAGUGGAAUUGUUCCUUAACUCAGCAAUAGUUCAUGGAAGAUGUCAUUUAAUUAUUGCAAUAACCCUGG
Peromyscus californicus insignis is the source of this 4027-nucleotide messenger RNA. Its product is annotated as isopentenyl-diphosphate delta-isomerase 2-like. Gene Ontology annotation, molecular function: isopentenyl-diphosphate delta-isomerase activity. The transcript has 4 exons. Gene Ontology annotation, cellular component: cytoplasm. The coding region runs from base 936 to 1697 and encodes 253 amino acids. The record is from RefSeq and is a predicted model, not a curated record. Lineage: Eukaryota; Metazoa; Chordata; Mammalia; Rodentia; Cricetidae. Gene Ontology annotation, biological process: isopentenyl diphosphate biosynthetic process; isoprenoid biosynthetic process.